Synchiropus splendidus (mandarinfish) is the source of this 2328-nucleotide messenger RNA. RefSeq names its product myotubularin related protein 6 (gene mtmr6). The record is from RefSeq and is a predicted model, not a curated record. Gene Ontology annotation, molecular function: phosphatidylinositol-3,5-bisphosphate phosphatase activity. The transcript is spliced from 15 exons. NCBI's taxonomy places the organism in Eukaryota, Metazoa, Chordata, Actinopteri, Syngnathiformes, Callionymidae. The coding region runs from base 196 to 2166 and encodes 656 amino acids. Gene Ontology annotation, cellular component: nuclear envelope. Gene Ontology annotation, biological process: dephosphorylation.
ACAAGUCAAUAUCGGCGCCUUGACGCGGAUGAGCAGAAAAUUAAUUGGCAAUAAACAUAUCGUAUGCCUUCGAUAUUGAUCUGAGCAGAGCCCGGUCGCCUUGGAUUUCCGCAACAGUUGUAUCAAAUGAUCGCGUUUAGGGCGGAAGUCGUCGUGUGAAGCGUUGUUGUCGCUGGUUGUGGCUUACCGAAGAAAAUGGAGCACAUCCGAACGCCAAAGGUGGAGCAGGUGCGACUGUUGGAUCGCUUCAGCAACAAAUCCACCAAUGGUACUCUGUAUCUCACAGCCACGCACCUCAUUUUUGUGGAGAGCAACUCUAACAACUCUGCAGCACAAGAAGUCUGGAUCCUGCACCACCAUAUUGCCUCAGUGGAGAAGCUCUCUCUCACCACCACUGGCUGCCCGUUGGUCAUUCAGUGUCGCAACUUCCGGGUGGUUCAUUUUGUGGUCCAAAGGGAGAGAGACUGCCAUGAUAUCUACAGCUCACUGUUGCGUCUUCUGCGUCCAGUAGCCUACGAGGAGCUCUAUGCGUUCUCCUACAACCCCAAACAGAACGACCAGCAGAGAGAGGAAGGAUGGCAGCUCAUUGACCUGGGGGCAGAGUACGAGCGGAUGGGCGUCCCGUGUGACCAGUGGCAGCUCACUGAUGUCAACAGAAACUACAAGGUGUGUGAGACAUAUCCACGCGACUUGUAUGUUCCCAUCACAGCCAGUAAGCCCAUCAUCGUGGGGAGUUCCAAGUUCAGAAGUAAAGGACGCUUUCCCGUGCUCACAUACUUCUACCAGGAGAAGAAGGCAGCAGUGUGCCGGUGCAGCCAGCCUCUCUCUGGAUUCAGUGCACGAUGUUUAGAAGAUGAGAGUCUCCUGCAGGCCAUCAGCAAGGCCAAUCACAACAGCCGGUUUCUGUAUGUCAUGGAUACUCGGCCCAAGUUGAACGCGCUUGCUAACCGAGCAGCAGGCAAAGGCUAUGAAAACGAGGAUAACUAUUCCAACAUUCGCUUCCAGUUCGUAGGCAUCGAAAACAUUCAUGUGAUGAGGGCCAGCUUGCAGAAGUUGCUGGAAGUUAUUGGAACCAGAUCCCUCACCAUGAGUGACUAUCUGGUAGGACUGGAUAGCAGUGGCUGGCUGCGACAUAUCAAGGCUGUGCUGGAUGCAGCCAUCUCUCUUGCAAAAGCCGUGACAGUGGAAGGAGCCAGUGUGCUGGUUCAUUGCUCUGACGGAUGGGACAGAACUGCUCAGGUCUGCUCUCUGGGGGCUUUACUCAUGGACCCCUACUACAGAACCAUCAAAGGCUUCAUGGUUCUCAUUGAAAAAGACUGGAUCUCAUUUGGUCACAAGUUUGCAGACAGAUGUGACCAGUUGGGCGCAGACCCAAAAGAAGUGUCUCCAAUUUUCACUCAGUUCCUGGAGUGUGUGUGGCAGCUGACAGAGCAGUUCCCUCAGGCAUUUGAAUUCAGCGAGUGGUUCCUGCUGCAGAUCCACGAACAUAUCCAUUCCUGCCAGUAUGGAAACUUCCUGGGCAACAACCAGAGACAGAGAGAAGAGCUACGGAUAAGGGAACGGACUCACUCCCUGUGGGCGUAUCUAAUGAGCGAGACGCACAACUACAUCAAUCCCUUUUACAGUCCUGCUUUUUCCGAAUCACAUCCGGUGUUGGAGCCAUCGACCCUGCCCUACAAUUUCAAGUUCUGGAGGAACAUGUACCACCAGUUUGACAGGUCCAUGCACCCCCGGCAGUCCAUCCUGAAAACUAUCCUGACUCUGAGAGAGAACAGUCACAAGGCGGAGAGAACAGUGCAGGCUCUGGAGAGUAGACUUCAUGAGCUGGGUGUGAACCCCCUUGCCACCGAGGACUCCCCUGCCCCACCUCCCACUAGAGACCAGCUCUCAAGCACCUUCCCGCCCCGACCGGACUCCCUGAUUCUGGGCGCACCAAUCAACCAUAAAGAAGUGCUUCAGCAGGAUGAGGAUGAGGAGGAAGCUGGAGAGGUGGGCGACGAGGCCACAGAAAGCACCGACACGGAGCGGACAGUAGAGGGCAGCAGUGGCACGGAAAGCAGGAAGCAGAGCUAUGGCGAGCUGGAAGAGGCUUACAGCAGUGAUUUGGCCAAAGAAGAGCCAGCUGUGGUCAGUCUGGAGUUCGGAGUUGCACGCAUGACCUGCUGAAAAUAAACAGGGAUAUUAUGGGAUGCUUAGGGACUCAUGGAAGCUCUCUGUUUGUUCAAUGUGUGUAUAGUCUAUAUAUCUACGGAAGGUAUCGGAUCUUAUCAUUUUUUUAAUGAAUGUUCAAUUGAAAUAUGGAUAAUAACAAAGUAUGAGAAUAAAAUC